UAGACAGGAAGCUAUCUGUCUGAGCUAAUCUUCAGAGCAGACUGACUUCAUAUCAAAUUUUCGGUGAAACGACAACAUGUAUUUAACAUCUACAGUCCAAUGAGUUUACAAUCAGCAGUCAGUUUGGCCUUAACGACAGUAUGGAUUUAAACACAGUUCAUCGUUCUCCGAGAGAGGAGGGAGAGCUCGAAGACGGGGAGAUCUGCGAUGAUGAAACCGAGGAGAGUAUGCCGAUCCGACGGGGGGAUGGUAACAGGCCCGGCCGCGGCGCUCCUCCACGGACACGAAAACCUCACCAACAUCCACACAACAUGCUGCCGCACAUGGGUCACCAGCCGCCAGAUUUCCGUCUCCUGAUGCCAUACAACCGCGGACCUCACGGACACGGCCCUUUUCCCCCGAGCCACAGGCAGCAGUGCGGGCCGAGCGGGCCCGACCGGCUUCCUGCACCCUCUCCCCCGCCGCUGCUGCAGCCGCCACCGGGGCUCGGUCCUCACUGCGAGACGAGCCCGCGAACCAGCUUCUGGGAGCGGAGCCACGGUGCCCUGGGCAGGUUCAGGCACCGGGCCAUGCCGAACGGUGGACGCGGCAAUUGGAACCGAGGCAGCCGGGGACGUGGAGACACCAGAGGUCCCCUCGGUCGUUACGGGCCCGUAGAGAGUCACGGCAUCAAGAAAGACUCUCCCUCGAGAAAACAAAAGCAGCAGGGGAGGAACCAGGCGAGAAAACCGAUUCACAAUGUUUCCAAACCAGAGAACAGUGUUGACGAGUCCUUCGAAGAUUUACUGUCCAAGUACAAGCAGAUUCAGCUGGAGCUGGAGUGCAUCCGUAAAGAGGAGACGAUGGCUCUGGAUCCCAACGUGUCCCCUGCUGGAGACCAGACCCCAGACAACACUGCCAGUAUUACAGAGACCAAACCAGUACCCGAAGCAGCUCAGAGUCCAGAGGAACCCCACGAGCUGGACACAGCUGAGAGGAAAGUGUUCCAGGCGUUCAACAUCAAACCUCUCCGUCAAAAACUUCCCGUCCCCAUUAACCUGGAUGAGCUGAAGAGGAAGUGGGCGGAGCAGGAUAACGAAGGUGAUGCUCAGAAGGAGGGUGAAGUAGAAGAAAGAACAACACAAGCUGUGGCUGAACCAGAGCAGAAGGCUGAUGAAGAGUCAGAGGCGAUGAAGAAGACGUGUCCGUGCUGCAGCGAAGAAACAGACAAAGAUGAGAAAACGACAAAGAAGUGUUCAUGUCGGAGCGAGUCCUCGGCCUCCAGCGAGGACUCCGUCAUCUCUCCGGACAAGCCGGUGGUGAAGGUGGAGGAGGAGGAGCUGUCGGAGCUGCAGCUGCGUCUCCUCGCUCUGCAGUCGGCCAGCAAGAAGUGGCAGCAGAAGGAGCAGCAGGUGAUGAAGAAGAGCAAAGACCGGAUCACUAAAGUGGUCCAGGAGAAAAGCUCCAGCUCGGGAGCUGCUCCAGCCGGCAGGCAGAGAGUCACCACGAGGUCGGCCUCCUCCGCCGCCGCCGCAGCCGCCGCUGCAGACAGGAACAGAACCAGGUCUAGACCUCUGGACAGGGACCGAGACAGACCCAAGACUGGGCCCAGACCUCCAGACAGAGACAGAGAGAGGCUCAAACCCAGUCUUAAACCUGGUCCCAAACCUCUGCUGGAGAGAGGCAGAGCUCCAGGGAAACCGCACAUGGCCAAGAAGAUGAUCGGUACAGGCUCAGCGGCGAAGCAGGCGGCCAGGAAGCAGCAGCUGAAGACGUGGAAGCUGCAGCAGCAGAGAGAGCAGGAGGAGAAACGGCGACAGGAAGAGGAAGAACGACGCAAACGAGAGGACGAAAUCCGCAGAAUCCGCGAUCUGUCCAACCAGGACGAGCAGUACAACCGCUUCAUGAAGCUGGUGGGAGGGAAGACGAGGACACGCAGUAAAUCCAGAGAUCGGGAGCACAGGAAGUCUGCAGGUAAACAGGGCGUGGACGCCUCAGGAAACCUCUACCAGUAUGACAACUAUGACGAGGUGGCGAUGGACACGGACAGCGAGACCAGUUCACCAGUGCCGUCGCCGACACACAACCAGCUGGCUGCAGACGAUCCGGGAUGUUUCCCUCAGAUGUCUCUUUAUGUGACCGACUCCCCUCAGUUUGGAAUGGAUUUCUCUCAGCCGUUCCUCUCCCCCAUGCUGUCUGGUGGGCCUCCCCCGCCUCCACCCUUACCCCCUCCACCGGACGAGCUGGAGCCUCCUCCCAAACCUCCCUUCGCUGACGAGGAAGAGGAGGAGGAGAUGCUGCUCAGGGAGACCUGUCUGAUGUCUAUGGCCAGCAAGCGAGUGGCAGCGACUGAGGAGAAGAGCAGCAGUGGUCCUCAGUCUCCCAGCUGUCAGCCUCCUGCAGGCAUUCAGCAGCCGACCAGAGGAAACCUGAGCACCGUCAGUCUGAACACGGUGUCUCAGUCCAGAAGCAACAAGUUCACCAGAGGACAUCACACUCCCAGAGCGCCGCUGGUGCUGCCCAGACACAAGUCGGUGGUGGUUUCUCUGAAUGACUCGGACGACAGUGACUCCGACAUGGACGCCUGCAGCUCCACACAGGCAGCGUUUGGAGGACUGGAGUUCAUGAUCAAAGAGGCCAGGAGGACCGUGGAGGCAGCCAAGCCUAAAGCAGCAUCAGGAUCUGAGAAGGAGAACAACCCCGUCAGAACUCCAGAGGCUUUACCUGAAGCCAAGAAGGCUGAGUACCGCCUGCUCAAAGAGGAAAUCGCCAGCAGGGAGAAGCAGAGGAUGCUGAAGGAUCACAGCGUGAGCUGCACCUCACCUGCCGUCUCUGACUCAGUGCUGGACUCACCUGUAAGGUCAGCUGCAGAGCUGAAACUGACCGAAGCAGAGCAGAGACUCAGCAAACACAGGGAGCUGCUGCAGAGAGACGAGGCCGUGCUGAGACACCUGCUCCAACAGGAGCUGAAGAAGAGGGAGUCUCUGAAGGCUGCCGAGGGGAAGGUGGCCAAACUGAGGGAGCAGCUGCAGGCUUCGGAGAAGAUCGUCAGCGCUAACAAGACGCUCUUGAAGAAGCUGCAGGAACAGGUGCAUCGUGUUGAACACCGAGUGUCCAUAAAGAAGAGUCUGACUGUCAGGUUGGAGCAGGAGCUGACUCAGGCUCAGCAGACUGCCGGCAGAGGAUCAAAACGCCGAACAGGCUCCACCCAGACUCAGCCCAGUAAGCUGCAGCGUGUGGACGGAGCCCCUCGUGGAUCAGAGCGUCACUUUGCAGAGCUCAUCGCCCAGAAGCAGCGGCUGCAGCAGCUGGAGUCUGAGUACGCCCUCAAGAUCCAGAAGCUGAAGGAGGCUCAGGCCCUCCGCAACAAAGGAAUCCCAUCAGAUCUGCUCUUAGAGCCACCAGUUCGAGCCUCCACCCCUCCUGAACCUCAGAGCCAGCUCCCACCUCCCUCCACCCCCUUCCCUCUACCCCAGCCCUCCCUGCACGACCUCACCCAGGACAAACUAACCCUAGACAGUGAAGACGUACCCGAGGCUGAUGAUCAUGAAUCAGAAACUGCACCUGCACCUGCACCUGCACCUGCUGCUGCUGCUGCUGCUAAAGGAAGCCGCAGACACUCCCUCCUUCAGUCCAACAGCACAUUCACCAAACCCAACCUGGAGCAGCUGAGCUUAACUCCAGCUAAAGACAACUGCUCUACCAAACCUGCCAAGACUCCCACCAGCUCCAAGCCUCCUGCAGAGAUGUUUUCGGGCUUGGAUGUGGACGCUCUGAAGCUGAGGUACCAGCAGCAGGCCCGGCUGGGAGAGCAACUUCUGAGUGAGCUGCACAGAUUGGGAGAAAAUGUUGACAACCCCCCUGCUGGAAAGGUGGUCUCAGUGGAGGUGGACGCAGCCACGAGCCAAUCAGGGAGUUCAGAGCUGAAACCAGUUCCCUUUGGAUCAUAUCACAGCCCUCUGCUGGUCUUCAGAUCAUACAGGUUCAGUCCAUAUUACAGGACCAAGGAGAAGUUAUCUCUGAGCUCUGUAACAUACAGCAACACCAUCGAACCAAGAAAGUGUUUCUGUCGGUUUGAUCUCACAGGAACCUGCAAUGAUGACGACUGCAGAUGGCAGCACAUGAGAAACUGCACUUUGACUGGAAACCAACUUUUCCAGGAUAUCCUGUCAUACAAUCUGCCUCUGAUUGGCUGUUCUGAGAGCAGCUCAGAUGAGGACAUCAGCGUUGCCACAGAAAAGUAUAUGAAGAAGCUGUUCGGAACAAACAAAGACCGAAUGGGAAUCGACCAGAAGGCCGUACUCCUCGUCAGCAAAGUGAACGAAAGCAAACGACACGUCCCUCCGUUCACCACCUGUAAAGACACGAGGAGGUGGAGACUGAAGCCGUCGACGCAGAGCAGCCUCAUCCCAGAGGACGACAGUGAGGACGAGACUGCGGCUGGAAACCCGACGGCUGGGAGACACGGUGACUGCGCUCAGACCAGCCUUUCUGCUCUGGAUGUUUGCGUCACAUCAGAGGACAAACGUUAUUUUGCCAGUGAGACGGAUGACAUAUCAAACCUGGAGACCAGUGUCCUGGAGAGCUCCGCAGACACUCAGCUGUGGAUCAAAUUAGCAUACAAAUACCUCAAUCAGAACGAGACGUCUGCAGCAGAGUGUUUGGAAGCGGCCUUGAACACGUUGUCCCGUGCUCUGGAGAAUAACUGUGAUAACCCUGAGGUGUGGAGCCACUACCUGUCUCUGUUCUCCAGGCGAGGCAGCAGGGAGGAGGUCCAGGAGAUGUGUGAGAUGGCUGUGGAGCAUGCACCUGACUACAAAGUGUGGUGGAAUUAUUUAAACUUGGAGAGCUCGUUCGAAGGGAAGGACUACGUGUGUGAUCGCCUCGUGCAGUUUCUCCUCACUGAAGCGUCUGCUGGUGUCUCUGACAAACUGUCCUUCCAGCUGAUGGAGGCGCUGCUCUACAGGGUCGAGCUCAACUUGUUCACAGGCAGGAUGGAGAGCGCGCUGGCCAUUUUACAGAAUGCCUUGAAAUCAGCCCACGACAGGAGUAUAGCUGAACGCCUGACACCCAGCGACCGUGCGUUGCUCUGGCUCUCUUACAUCCACCUGACGGAGUUCGACCGGCUGCCGUCCAGCCUGUACGACCCGGCGGAGUCCGGUCCGUCCAGGCUGGUGAGCAGAGAGUCCUUCAUGCUGCCCUGGAGGACAGUGCAGGACGUCAGCACACCGCCUGACAUCCUCAUCGCUCUCUUCCAAGAUGCCAUCCAUCAGUGCAGUGAUGAGUGUUUGUCUGAGAGUGAGAGGACGCUGGCCUGCCUGCCUCUUCACACCAACCUCAUCUUCCUCAACAAACUGCUGGAGAGGUUUGAUGAGGGUGUUGUUCUCUGUGAGUCUCUGCUGGGGUCCUGUCCUGAGUCCUGCACUCUGAGAGACGCUCUGGCUGACCUCCACAUCAGGAAAGGAGACGGAGAUCAGGCGGUCAACAUGUGGCUUCACGUUCUGGCCGAGUGUCCCAACAACGCUGAGGUCUUCUAUCACUCCUGCAAGUUCCUCAUGGCUCAGGACAAGUCGAGCGCCAUCGUCCCCUUGUUCAGAGGAUUCAUCCUGAGUCUCUGUGAGGACCAGCAGAGUCAGAAGAAACCUGUGGACGUUCUGCGACACAUCCUUGGAUUUGCCACUGAGGAGCUGCUGAGAGGUCCAAUCAUCAAGGAGCUUCAGGAGCAGCUCAGUCAGCAGAUGGCUUACCUCCACCUGAUCCACUGUCGCUGGCAGUGGCUGCACGGCUCUGUGGAGGACACGGUGGACGCCUUCGAGAGAGCGCUGGCAUCAUCCAUGCAGCUGGAGGAGCUUCACAAACUGUGGAUGGAUUACCUGCUGUUCAGCAGCCAUCAGCAGGUCCACGGUCCAGCUAGCAGUCAGUCAAAAGUGUUCUCAGAUCUGGUGCAGCGCUGCCUGAGCACCGUCCCAUCUCGACUGGAGGUUCCCUUCAACCCAGCAGAGUUCUGGAGCUGCUACCGCUUCCACAACAAGGUUGUGACUCUUUACCUGAGCUGUCUGCCGCAGUCCCAGCAUGCACUGGUCCUGGAGAGGCUGAGAUAUGCCAUGCCCAACAACAUUGAACUGGGCCUGAGGUUGCUGCAUCAAGAGUGGCAGGACGGAAACAUUGAACACCUGAAGUUCCAGGCCAGGAUGCUGAGCAGUAACUCUCCAAAGUGUCUGGCCAACUGGAAAAUAGCGAUAGCUGUGGAGAGGGAGCUAAAGGAGCGAUCAGAGGUGCGACUUCUCUGUCAGCAGGCCCUCCAUCACCUUCCACUGUGUGCUGCCCUGUGGAAAGAUCGGGUGCUGUCUGAAGCAGCAGAGGGAGGACAGACAGACAGACUGAGGAGGCUCCUGGACAGGUGUCAGCAGGUGGGAGUGAGUCUCAGUGAGUGACUCAGUUUAGUGGAUGAGACAGAAGAUGAGUGACGUCCAUCAGCUGCACAAUAAACUCAAAGCAGAAUCAAUGAAUCAAUCAGCUGUAGAUGAUUGAGUGAGAGCAGGCAGAUGAGAUGAGGUAAGACAGACCUUCCUCCUCCUCCUCCUCCUCCUCCUCGGACACCCCGAGCUGCCUCCAGUGUGUCUGGAGCAGCUUAAAUCACAUCAUGUACGUAAGUAUCCAGCUGCUGAGUGACACAGUGUUGCCUUUGUUCUCUUUUAAUUCAUGUCCUCCCUCUUUUUGUUCCUGUCACUUUUCAUUUGGAUUUUCAUCCCCCCCCCGUUUUGUUUUCAAUUUUCAAUUUUCCCCUGAGGAAACCCCCCCACCCCCACCCCCCCAGUGAUGCUGCAACAUCUGCACGUUGUCUUUUCUUUGUCUCCUGAGGAGAAACGAGACUUUUAUUUUGUUAACGUGAUCAAAGAAAAACAAAAGCAGACUUUUUGAUUAUGGAUCUGCGCGUGGAGCCGCUUUAGUAUUUUCUAUUUGGCUUCGUCCGGUCUGAAUGUGUGAAAGAGGGACUGCCACAGAGACUGAUCCACCUGCAGACCAGCAGCACUGUUAGAGGCAGUCAGGACCUCGCUAACAUGCUCUCAUGUGCAAUUUGUCUUUUUCUUUUUGUCAGAAUUCUACAUAUGAUUAAAGAGUAUUAGCAAGGAGAGGAGAGAAGUCCUUCCACUGUUGUUUUUUAUGUAUAUGUUGAAUUUAAAUGUUAUUAAAUUAUUUUCUAAAGA
Molecule: messenger RNA, 7187 nt
Organism: Chelmon rostratus (copperband butterflyfish)
Lineage: Eukaryota; Metazoa; Chordata; Actinopteri; Chaetodontiformes; Chaetodontidae
Product: zinc finger C3H1 domain-containing protein-like
Exons: 35
Coding region: 141-6413 (2090 amino acids)
Biological process (GO): RNA processing
Cellular component (GO): nucleus; exosome (RNase complex)
Molecular function (GO): protein binding
Source: RefSeq, a predicted model, not a curated record